Molecule: messenger RNA, 2093 nt
Organism: Corylus avellana
Lineage: Eukaryota; Viridiplantae; Streptophyta; Magnoliopsida; Fagales; Betulaceae
Product: berberine bridge enzyme-like 21
Molecular function (GO): oxidoreductase activity; FAD binding
Source: RefSeq, a predicted model, not a curated record
ACAUAUCUGUUGGACUAUAAUUUGACCCAAUCACACCAGGACAUAAAUAAAAAUUAAAAAUGACUAAUACUAAUUAGACAUACAUAAGAAUUCUCUAUUAAAAAAUUUAAACUUACGCCCUAAUCGAUACCCUGACGAAUUGAAAUUUUUCUUAGACCACCGCUCCUGACAGUAAAUUUGCAGCUUUCUUAGCUGCUAAGGGAGCUGCUUGGGGAAUGCAUAAGAAACUUCCUCGUCUUUUCUUUAUUUCUUUUAUUUCUUUUUUCUUUUUUCCCUUCCUAUAUUCAUUAUAGCAUUUCACAGUCGAGCCGACAAGAAACAAGGACUCCGAUGUCAGCAAUCCAAACAAUUUUCACAAUCUUGCUGCUCCAUGCUUUAAUGGCAGCUUCAGAUCCAGCCGAACAGAGCUUCCUCCAAUGUCUUUCUGCCCAUUCUCAGCCCUGCCCACCAAUCUCUUCAGUCACCUUCUUUCCCAGCAACUCUUCCUUCACAACAGUCUUGCAGUCGUACAUAAGAAACCCCAGAUUCACGUCACCGGCAACCCCAAAACCAUUGUUCAUAGUAACCCCCACCCACGUUUCUCACAUCCAAGCAUCGAUACUCUGUUCUAAAAUCCACCGCCUCGAAAUCCGGAUCCGCAGCGGCGGCCACGACUACGACGGCCUUUCAUAUGUGUCGGCAGCCCCGUUUAUAAUCCUCGACAUGUUCAAUCUAAGAUCUAUAACUGUGAACAUGCAGGAUGAAAGCGCUUGGGUCGAAUCUGGAGCAACGCUCGGCGAGCUUUUCUAUAGAAUAGCAGAGAAGAGCAAGAUCCAUGGCUUCCCGGCCGGCGUUUGUCCGACAGUAGGUGUCGGAGGCCAUUUUAGCGGAGGUGGGUACGGUAACAUGAUGAGAAAGUAUGGUUUGUCAGUGGAUAAUAUCGUUGAUGCGCAAAUCGUUGAUGCAAACGGCAGCGUUUUGGAUAGAGAAUCAAUGGGGGAAGAUCUUUUCUGGGCCAUUAGAGGAGGAGGUGGAGCUAGCUUUGGCGUCAUACUUUCUUGGAAAAUCAAAUUGGUUGCCGUUCCAGAAAUUGUCACGGUUUUUAGAGUAGAAAAAACCUUGGAACAAGGUGCCACCGACAUUGUUCAUCAAUGGCAAUACGUUGCCGACAAGAUACAUGAAGAUCUGUUUAUCAGAGUUGUUGUGCUGCCGGUGAACAAAAAGCCCCAACAGACAAUAAAAGCUAAAUUUGUUGCUCUGUUUCUUGGAACUGCAAAAGAUCUCAUUGCUUUAAUGGAUCAAAGUUUCCCUGAAUUGGGUUUACAGCGGGAGGACUUGAUAGAAAUGACGUGGAUCGAAUCGGUGCUCUAUUGGUCCAAUUAUCCAACCGGAACUUCGCCAGAUGUUCUGCUCGACCGACAACCUCAAUCAGAAAAGUCUUCAAAGAAAAAAUCAGACUAUGUCCAAAACCCGAUUUCAAAGAAGGAUCUUGAAGGGAUAUGGAAGAAGAUGAUGGAACAAAAAAAGCCGGCGCUGACAUUGAAUCCUUACGGUGGAAAAAUGAGUGAGAUUUCGGAGUCGGAAACGCCAUUUCCACACAGAGCAGGGAACAAGUACAAGAUCCAAUACUCGGUGACAUGGAAAGAAGAAGGCGUGGAGGCUUCAAACCAGAACUUGGAUCGAAUACGGCGGCUUUACGAUUAUAUGACACCGUAUGUGUCGCGGUCUCCGCGGGGUGCAUAUCUGAACUACAGAGAUAUUGACUUGGGCAUCAAUGGCGUCGGUAAUGCAAGCUAUGCAGAAGCUAGUGCUUGGGGGAGUAAGUAUUUCAAGGUGAAUUUUGAUAGGUUGGUGGAGGUAAAGACUGCUGUGGAUCCAGAUAACUUCUUUAGAUAUGAACAAAGCAUCCCAUCCCUUGAAUGUUCGACACGUGUAAUGGCACAAUAGAGUCCCCGCUUUGAACGGGUCCGCAAGAUUAGCCUCCACCUGAAGUCGUUCAAGUUCUUGCGUCUUCUCCUGAAUGAGCACCUCGUUGGAUUGCACAUUUUUUCUGACCCAUAUCUUCAGCGUCUUUUGGCAUCUUCGGAGAUUUCCAUGAAUAGAAAUCCAUGGGU